This is a messenger RNA of Struthio camelus australis, 1414 nucleotides long. NCBI's taxonomy places the organism in Eukaryota, Metazoa, Chordata, Aves, Struthioniformes, Struthionidae. The record is from RefSeq and is a predicted model, not a curated record.
CCUAUUGGUUCUUCAGCUGGAAAAAUCUAACAUGUUGGUAAAAUUAAGCCAAGCAAAGGAGGAUUCAGUAAAAGAAGAACGUACUGCUCUACAGAAUGUGAUACAUGGUCUGACACAAACUGUUGAAAACCAGUGUAACGUGAAAGAUGAAAAUGAGAGACUGAAGGAUAACAUUCGCAUCUUGGAAGAGAAAUUAAAGGCUCGUGAACAGGAGUAUAAACAUAAGAUUGAGACGCUUUUGACAGAAAUUCAAAACAAAGAGGAAGACCACAAAUUAGAAGUAACACAGUUGAAUUGCGACAUGAAAAAAAAACUUGAACUAAUAGAAGUGGAGUAUAGGGAACAAGUAGCGAAAAAAGAACUGGAAAUACUAGAGUUAACCAGACAACUGAAAACUCAAGAUGAAGAGAAGCAGAAUGAAAUAAUUAAACUGCAGAUAGAGUUCAAUGCUAAAUUAGCGAGAGUUCAGAAUAAAACAGCAAAAUCAUUUUCCGAUGCUUCUGUCUUGCCACAAAGUAUCUAUCGAAGGAAGCUGCAGCAUCUCCAGGAGGAAAAAAACAAGGAAAUUGAAAUUCUGCGUAACACCAUAAGAGACUUGGAGCUACGUCUUAAUAAAGGCCAGGACUUGCACUUCAAACGAAAGCGGUUCUGAGAAUAUGUACUUUUGAACUACUUUGUCAUACAGUGAGAACUAGAAAUAGUGUAUUUCAAACUGCACUUCAAAAGUAAAAGCAAAAUACAAGGAAAUACUGAAUCUAUUUUUUAUUGAAAAACUCUUGUCAAACAUUCCCUAAACAUACAUUCUGUUCAGUAGUACUUUCCUGCUAAUCAGCAUUCACCAUAAGAAGCUUCAGGUUUUGUAGGAGUAACAGUUUCCCUAUUAAGCCAUCAUCAACUAUGGUGUAUGCUUUCAAUGUGGUUUUCCUUUCUUGAAUAUUCUCUUCUUUAUCCAAGAAUCUUUCAAAUGACUUUAUUUUCACUUUAACUUGGUUAGUCAAAGAGUGCUAAGUUAAAAACAAUAGUUAUACAAGUUUCAGCAGAAUAUUGCAGUACUAAUCAAUACAGAUUAUCAAAUUCAGCACUGUUCUAAGCAAAGACAAACAUUACAUCAAGACUGAAUUUGGUCCCUACCCUCCCACUUUUUUAUAUAGAUACUGAUCUGCAUUACGAGCUGUUAACACUGCCUGUCAUUUUAGGCACAAUCCUAUUAAUUUAGUAGGAUCUUACAAGCUGCAGCAGUGUGUAGUACUGGACCCCGAUACAGUAAAUAGCAAUAAAAGAUAAACAUAUAAUCUGUUACUUUCAAAUAAUGCAAUUAUUGCUUACAUUUGAGAUAAGAAGUUAUUGUGGCGUGUUGCUUAGAAAUAACAUUUUAUUGUACGCAAUUUGUAUCCAUAGGUUAGAAAAAAAAAAA